Molecule: messenger RNA, 1004 nt
Organism: Pezoporus occidentalis (night parrot)
Lineage: Eukaryota; Metazoa; Chordata; Aves; Psittaciformes; Psittacidae
Exons: 2
Coding region: 54-1004 (316 amino acids)
Source: RefSeq, a predicted model, not a curated record
UAGUGUUUAUCAGGUGUGGGGCUUGGGCUAAGGUUCUUGUCUCACUGUACUCUAUGGCAAUUACUUGUAAUACGGGCGGGCUCCAGCAGCAGGGCGAGACGGACGUGGCCGUGGACUUGUACCUGGCCGUCCGGCUGCUCUUCACCGGCCUGGCCCUCAUCCUCACCUCCGUCUUUGUGAGGCUGCAGGGAGCCAAAGAGGUGUGGUCGUGGGAGCUGGUGGCAGCCGAAGCAGCCCGGGAGAGCAGCCCCGGGGACCAAGCAGCGGUGGGAGAGGGGCUGGAGCCUAGCAGGGAGCGGCUGCCGGUGGAGGAGGUCGGGGCUGCUGAGCAGUGGGAGGAGGCUGUGGAGAAGCAGAGCCCCGAUGCCGAGCCCAGCCCCGCGGCAGCCGAGAGCAUCCCCCAGCAGCCUCCCACCGAGCCCCACGAGCCCGAGCCCCAAGAGGAUGCGGAAAGCAAGAUACCACCUUCGGGAGCCUCAGUUGGGUCCAGCCUCGGGCACCUGGAACCAGUGGAGGAUGCAGGAGGCCAUGCAGCAUUUCGCAGCAAGGCAGAGGAAGAAGAUCUGGACUCAGGAAAAGAGAAGCUGGUGGUGGGAGAGCCGGCAAGCACAGCAGCUACACCAGCCCCAGUGACAAGUACAGCAGCAUCAACUGAGAGUUCUGAAGGUUUUGAAUGGCCUUUGAGUAACUUUGGGACCUGCCUACUGAUUGUAAUGGGGAUCAGCAUGUUGGCACACAUACAGACUGUGUUCUACCCACAACCAUUUUGUCUGAUCUCAAAAUUUAAGCAGAGUCGGGUUUGGGUCUUGUCUAGGGUUAGACUACAAUAUAGGAGGACCAGGAGAUUUUCCCCAUGGCUGGACAGUCAUGAGUGGCAGGGUGUGUGGGACAGUAUGAGCAAGUAUCUAGGCCAGUGGGCCCCUCCAGUGCUUUGGAAGCGUUGUUGCAGGGCUCAGUCAGUGUCUGCUCUUCUUCUUCUCAAAUUUGCAGAUGCUGCUAUAUAG